CUAGCUCGGGCCCUAAUUCUUCUGCCUUGUCCUAUAUCAGACUCCCAAGACCCAGUGCACCGCCGCCCGGACCCAGUCGUCUAUUGGUCUAUUCGAAUUUAUCCCGCCCUGGAGGUGUUCUUGUUUUGAUACCCCUUCUCUGUGCAUACCUAGUGCUUUGUACCUUAUUCCUUUGCUGUCUUGCGGUAUACCAUCAAUCUGAUUUAUCCCCUGGCGAUGGAUUACGUCAAACUUCUCUUUGUCUCUCCAGAGAUCAAUCCAAGUAAUCGAAAGGCCAAGUCCAUCCCCAUUCUCAACCCGUUCGAUAAGUAUGGCCGGGUCUUUUUCUUCUCCUGGCUGGGGUUCAUGGUUGCCUUCCUGUCGUGGUAUGCCUUUCCGCCAUUGUUGACCGACACGAUCCGUCAAGACCUGCAUAUGACACAAACACAGGUCGCCAACUCGAACAUCGUUGCCCUGCUCGCGACACUGCUGGUGAGAUUUGUGGCAGGGCCGCUCUGUGACCGAUUUGGUCCUCGCCUGGUAUUCAUUGGACUGCUGCUUUGCGGGUCGAUCCCCACUGCCAUGGCUGGGCUUGUCACCACGCCGGAGGGCCUCAUUGCUCUGCGGUUCUUCGUUGGCAUCCUCGGGGGCACCUUCGUCCCGUGCCAAGUCUGGUGCACGGGAUUCUUUGAUAAGAAGAUUGUCGGAGCUGCUAAUGCUCUGGCUGGUGGCUGGGGAAACUCUGGUGGCGGAAUUACAUUCUUUGUUAUGCCUGCUGUCUAUGAUUCAUUGGUGAACGUUCAGGGCCUGACGCCGCACAAAGCAUGGCGCGUUUCCUACAUUGUUCCGUUCAUCAUCAUUGUCGCUGUCGCCCUGACCAUGCUCUUUGUAUGCGAGGACACGCCAACGGGCAAGUGGUCGGAGCGUCACCUUUGGGUGAAGGAGGCCACUGAACCAGAGGGCAACAUCGUCGACAUCGACUCGGGGACCCCGUACAGCCCGUCCAAGUCCCCCUCAAUGUUCGAUGUUACGGGAGAUGUGGAAAAGAAAGGCGGCGCCCAGACACCAGUCUCUCUGGAACCCGAGUCCCAGCGGAUCGGCCAGUUCGACGCGCUCCGAACGGACACGGUGGUGGCCCCCACGCGCAAGGAGGCGCUGAACGUGCUGUUCAGCCUAUCCACAGCGGCCGUCGCCAUCCCGUAUGCCUGCUCCUUCGGAGCGGAACUCGCCAUCGAGUCUGUCCUAGCCAACUACUACCUGGAUAACUUCCCCAGCAUGGGGCAGACCGAGUCAGGACGAUGGGCAGCCAUGUUUGGACUGCUAAAUAUUGUCUGCCGACCUGCAGGCGGGUUCCUUGCGGACUAUCUGUACCGCUCCACACAAAGCCUGUGGUCGAAGAAGAUCCUGCUCGUGUUCUUGGGGGUUGUCAUGGGAGCCUUCCAGCUGGCGAUCGGCUUCACCAACCCCAAGUCGGAGGCAACCAUGUUCGGCCUGAUGGCGGGACUUGCCUUUUUCCUUGAAGCCUGCAACGGUGCCAUCUUUUCGUUGGUGCCUCACGUGUAUCCGUUUGCCAAUGGUAUUGUGUCCGGUGCGGUAGGCGGAAUGGGUAACCUUGGCGGUAUCAUCUUCGCGAUCAUCUUCCGCUACAAUGGAUCUCACUAUGCGCGAUCGCUCUGGAUUAUCGGUGUGAUCUCGCUCGCCGCCAACGUGGUCACAUCGUGGAUCCGGCCGGUGGCGAAGAAUCCGGCUGUGAGCCAAUGAGAUAGUGCUGCUUUGAAUGCGUGAUUGUUUAGUUGAAUUGAGUAUUGAUA
Aspergillus sclerotioniger CBS 115572 is the source of this 1790-nucleotide messenger RNA. RefSeq names its product MFS transporter. The coding region runs from base 217 to 1740 and encodes 507 amino acids. The record is from RefSeq and is a predicted model, not a curated record. Gene Ontology annotation, cellular component: membrane. Gene Ontology annotation, biological process: nitrite transport; nitrate transmembrane transport. Lineage: Eukaryota; Fungi; Ascomycota; Eurotiomycetes; Eurotiales; Aspergillaceae. The transcript has 5 exons. Gene Ontology annotation, molecular function: nitrate transmembrane transporter activity; nitrite transmembrane transporter activity.